AAAUACCGAGUAUUAAAAACAUUUCAUUACCGUAUUUUGCUUUCAUUUCUUAAUUUGUUCUUCUGGUUAGAAGUAACAAUAACCAAAAAAAGCUAACCCUUUUUAUUAUAAAAGCGUAUUUAAUGGGGAGGUCUCGUUCGAGAUCACCUCGUAAAAAAGAAAGAAGACGUUCAAAGAGCAAAGAGAGAUUAGACAAAUUUGGUCGUGAUGUGGGUCGUAGUGAAAGACGUCCUCAGAGAGAUGAACCACGCAAGAAAGAAGAUGUUGUUGCAAGAGAAGAUUUAAGAAAAAGAAAUGAUGAACACUAUAGUGGAGGGAGAGAUUAUUUUGGAAGCACUUAUCAGCCACCAAAAGAUAACGAGCGAUAUGAAAGUGGGUAUCGGCAGCCACCACCACCACCUUUUCCACCUAGUGGAUAUGUCAAUCGGCAUGAGCAAGCUGAACACCUAAGGCAGAGAGGAAAAGAUUUACAACCUGUCGAAGAUGAUGAUGAUGAUGCAAAAAAAAUUCAGCAACUAAUGGGCUUUACUGGUUUUGUCACCACUAAGAACAAGCAUGUGGAGGGUAAUGCUGAUGGUUGUUCAAAGAUUAACAAACCAAGAAAGUUUAGACAAUACAUGAAUCGACGCGGUGGAUUCAAUCGACCACUAGAUUGGGUUCAAUAGGCAAAAAGGAUAAAAUCGUUUCACGUCUUCUCGUCAUAAAAAUGACGUAUACACGUCAUAAAAUAGUCGUCAAAAGAUUAAAAUAUUAGCUCACAUGGCUUCAUUUAAUUUGUGAUCAUAAAUCUUCAUUUAAUGAAGUGAAGCCAUAAAGAAAAAUAUUGAUGAACACUUUUAUUACUAAACUAAUUUUUGACAGUAAUUUAUUUGAUGAAAUAAACUACUUAUAAAUAAA
This is a messenger RNA of Hydra vulgaris (swiftwater hydra), 897 nucleotides long. RefSeq names its product U4/U6.U5 small nuclear ribonucleoprotein 27 kDa protein. Gene Ontology annotation, biological process: RNA splicing. The record is from RefSeq and is a predicted model, not a curated record. NCBI's taxonomy places the organism in Eukaryota, Metazoa, Cnidaria, Hydrozoa, Anthoathecata, Hydridae. Gene Ontology annotation, cellular component: precatalytic spliceosome.